Molecule: messenger RNA, 396 nt
Organism: Anisakis simplex (herring worm)
Lineage: Eukaryota; Metazoa; Nematoda; Chromadorea; Rhabditida; Anisakidae
Source: the annotation of a GenBank genome assembly
AUGUAUGAGGCAAAGUUGAUCGUUUGUAUCGCCACACUAUGCACUACAUGCGCUAUGGUGGCUUGUCUGGUCAUAAUUCCAUCGUUGUACCGCGAGAUUGAUCAACUGCAUGCUGAGGUUUUCGACAGCGUGCAAGUGUUCAAAGCGGAAACAGACGCAGCAUGGACAGAAAUCAUGCAACUUCAAAUAUUCGCUGUUCCACCGUCAAAACCCCGCGAAAAUCCCCUCCAUAGUCUAUUCGUGAGAAGCAAACGACACGACUACUCGAAACUUCCAUCGUUCUGCCAUUGUGAACCCGUGAAGCCAGUUUGCCCACCUGGACCACCGGGACCACGUGGAGAUCCAGGACCAGAUGGGCGUAAGCGGAUUUUUAUUUAUAUGCAUGCUUUUUGCUGA